UGGCAACGACACCAAAGAACAGAGUAAGUUCUUCCUUUCAGUAUGGACAACCUCAAGCCGACAAUACUCAUAUGCCUCUUCUCUUCUUUUUGUGGACUUUAGUGCAAAAGGUUAAUCUCAGCACAAGCAACGCCGAUGCCGCAGGCUGUGCAUGCUAAGCAACUCAAAACAACAACAGUACUACAGCAAGAAUCUUGGCUAUUUUUUUCACACUCGUACAACGCUUCUUUCCAACACCUUUGUUUUCAGUAGCAAAGUUCUAAUUUACUGUUUUAUUUAUAUUUGCCAUAUACACAUACAUAUAUACAUUAUUAUACCCUAUAUUACAAGCUGCCCUCCCCACCUUUUCUCCGUUGCUCUUUGUCAUUAUAUCCACAAUUUUCUGUUCGUGGUAUGUAGAUACAAGGCUAUGGCUUUUUUGAUCAAUGGAUCGACACAUACCUAAAUAUUACGUUUGGAGCAAUCUAUCUCAAUGGGAAAAUUGGGCAUUGCUUUGGGGUAGGCUUACUUGAUAACAUCUGUCAAUUUGAGUAUUGUAUUGCAUCUUAGUCAUUGUGUAAUGAUUAUAUAUCCGCGG
Messenger RNA from Zychaea mexicana, 577 nucleotides. RefSeq lists its product as uncharacterized. Lineage: Eukaryota; Fungi; Mucoromycota; Mucoromycetes; Mucorales; Lichtheimiaceae. The transcript has a single exon. The record is from RefSeq and is a predicted model, not a curated record. Bases 152 to 445 code for a protein of 97 amino acids.